Molecule: messenger RNA, 6796 nt
Organism: Sinocyclocheilus anshuiensis
Lineage: Eukaryota; Metazoa; Chordata; Actinopteri; Cypriniformes; Cyprinidae
Product: ral GTPase-activating protein subunit alpha-1-like
Exons: 40
Coding region: 296-6625 (2109 amino acids)
Biological process (GO): regulation of small GTPase mediated signal transduction; positive regulation of GTPase activity
Cellular component (GO): cytoplasm; nucleus
Molecular function (GO): GTPase activator activity
Source: RefSeq, a predicted model, not a curated record
GAUGACGUCUGAGCGUUGAAUGACUCUGGCCUCGAUUAAAGGUGUUUUUCAUGUCGCGUCCUCCGCCAUGUUUUCAGAUCUUCAGAGAGGUGUGUAGCUCACAAGACACACGCACAGAGGAGGGCUUGCUGCUUUUUCAUUUGUUUGACCUCCUCUGCAAAAAUGCACGCCUCACCUCUAUUUCCUCAAGUUUCCUUACAACCCAUAACACCUUUCGAGCCGUAAAUCUGACAAGCCCUUCCAUGUUUGAGGGAAUUAACGGAAGAUUAUCAUUAGCUCUUCAAAACAUCUCGGAAUGUUCUCUAAAAAACCUCAUGGAGAUGUCAGGAAAUCGACACAGAAAGUGCUGGACCCCAAGAAGGACGUGCUGACGAGAUUGAAACAUCUGAGAAUUGUUAUUGAAAAUGCGGAGCCUACUGAACUCAAACACCUCUUUGAGCAGAAUUACUCCCACAUCUACUAUGUGUUCUUUGAAAACUUCGUCACCAUCGAGGUUAACCUGAAACAGAAAGGCCACAAAUCGCAACGUGAAGAGCUUGAUUCUAUUCUUUUUAUAUUUGAGAAAAUCCUACAGCUGUUACCAGAGCGUUUUUUUUAUUUUUUUAAAUGCUGCUGUCUCAUUCUGAAGAAACUGCUACACACUGGAAACUCCCUAAAGAUCCGGAGGGAAGGAGUGCGUCUCUUCCUUCUGUGGAUGCAGGCUCUGCAGCACAACGCUCUGAGAGAGCAGCUCUGGAUCUUCGCCUGUUUAAUCCCAGGAUUCCCUGCACCACAGUCCGAGCUGGGCCCUCGAACCCUGGAUAAUCUGAUCAGCCCUCCCCUUAACCUUCAGGAGCCUCAAGUGACUCCAGAGGAGAUCAGUCCCCUGGUGCCGCCCCAGUCAGGAGAUAAAUCCCAGGAAGAUCUCACUGGCUACUUCCUGGAGGCUCUACUUAAAUACAUGGUAAACCAGGCCAAAAGUCUAGAGUGGAAGUGCAAGGAGAACCACGAGAAGGGGUUGAAAUUCCUAUUCGCCAAUUUCAAAAAGUAUUACCUGCCCCAUAUCUUCCCGAACUUCUCCAAGGAGACCAGUUUGUACAGUCCUAUUCUGGAGGUUCCAUCCAUGAGACCAAAGCCUUACUACAUAGUUGUAAAAAGAGACCCAGAGACCAAUGAAGCCCUGUACUGCACUAAAGAGAACUUCCUCAAUGCCAGAGUCAUAUUUAUCCGCUGGCUGGUCUCCUUCUGGCUGGAGCCACGGUCAAACACAGGAACACACAUCCCUGGCAUGGAAGGUGAAAACGUGCCAAAGAACAUCCAGAGAGCGGCGGUGGGCCUGGCUGCCCGAGGGGAGGAUGGCGGCCCAUGGCCAGAUGGUCUGGAUGGGGGUGGGACUGGUGAGCCGGAGCAGUCGCACUCCAACACCAGCACCCUGACUGAGAGAGAGCCCAGCUCCUCCAGCCUUUGCAGCAUGGACGAAGAGCACCUCACAGACAUUGAGGUGGUGCGCCGGGUCCUUUGCUCCUCUAGAACCAACGUCAACUUUAUCACUGAAAUCUUUCGACAGACGUUUCUGCUGCCCAUGUGUGAGGCCGCAGCCAUGCGUAAGGUGGUGCGGGUGUAUCAAGAGUGGAUCUCUCAGCAGGAUAAGCCUGUGUUUAUGAGAGAGCCAGAGGAAGACCGAUUCACAGGCCAGCUGGACUCCACCCACGAGCAGAGAACUGAUAAAGAGGAGGAGGAUAUUGGGCUCACGGUGUCUGUUCACAGUCAAAACCCUAAUUGGUGUAGGAAUUCUGGGAGUAAAUCCUCUGAUUCUGAGGUGUUGGAGUAUAACGUCCAUGCUGGUGUCCAGGCCACACUACAGGUUUUCAUCACCAACUCCUCUAACGUCUUCUUUCUGGAGGCAGCCAAUGAGCUGAAGUCACUUCUGGAAGAGCAUGUUGACAUGUGCAAGCGUGUGCUCAAUAUAUACCGCAGUCUGGUCAUGCAUGAAACCAUGAACCAGAAGACCUGGGAGCAGAUCUUGCUGGUGUUGCUAAGGGUAACGGAGUGUGUGAUGAAGAGGCCUCCAUCUUUUAUGCCUCAUGGGAAGAAGAGUAACACUUUAUCGGGCCGUUUGGCGGGGGCCAUUUUUCAGACUCUGAUUGUGGCCUGGAUCAAAGGGAAUCUGAAUGUGUACAUCUCUCGGGAGCUGUGGGACGACCUGCUGUCUGUACUCUCAUCUCUCACCUGCUGGGAGGAGCUGGUCACUGAGUGGUCUCUCACCAUGGAGACACUCACCAAGGUACUAGCACGCAACCUUUACAGCCUGGACCUCAACGAGCUGCCCCUGGACAAGCUCAGUGAACAGAAACAGAAGAAACACAAAGGCAAAGGUGGAGCCCACGAAUGCCAGAAAAUCACUGUGGAUAGGUCGUUCUCCAAAGGCUGGAGUCGAGACCCACCAGGCCAAGCUGCUGCCAUGAGACAGCGCAGCGCUACCACUGCUGGCUCACCAGGCAUCGAGAAGGCCAGAAGCAUCGUCAGACAGAAGACAGUGGACCUGGAGGAACCUCCCAUGGUCCAGCGUGGGCCGCGGAUCCGCCACUGCUCUCAAAGUGAGGAGACCCCAUCGUCCGAGGUGUUUUCCACCUCCGGUGAGCUGGAGCAGCCCCCGCUCCCCCGCAGCAGCAGCACCUCUGACAUCAUGGAGCCCUUCAUCGCAGAACGGGUCAAAGCCAAUAAAGAUGAGCUAACGCCGAAGAUGAGGCCCAUGUCCAACGAUGCUGGCAGCAGCAACCCUAAUGUCAGUGACCUCAUGGAUGAGUUCAUUCAGGAAAGACUGAGGGCCAGAAGCACUUCUGGCAUGACGAGGCGUGGCAGUAGCCCAGGAAGUCUGGAAAUCCCCAAAGAUCUACCAGAGCUCCUGAACCGUCAGAACACCACGCGUCCUGCAGACGACCCCGGUGUGCCCUCUGAGUGGACCUCCCCAGGUAGCGCCAGUGGAAGUGACCUCAUAAGCUCUGACAGCCAAUCAGAUUCCUUCAAUGCUUUUCAGUAUGACAAAAAGUUUGAAAAUUUCAGCUUCCCCCCUGAAACGUGUGCUGUGGCCUAUGUGGAUCAGGAUAGUUUGGAAGGAGCAGGUCAGACCGCAGAGGAGCAGGAGCUUUCCAGUCUCACAACACUCCACAUCGACUCGGAGACCAGCAGCCUCAGUCAGCACGGCCUGUCUGCUGACACCGUCACCAUUACUGGUUCUGAGAGCGCAUCUCCAAUGCACUCUCUGGGAGGUUCACGAUCGCAGACGCCGUCCCCUGCCACGCUGACUUCUGAACACGUCCAGCAUAAAGACUUGCAGCUGGAUGAGAAAAUGCACCACUCUGUGCUGCAGACCCCUGAUGACCUUGAAACCAGCGAAUUUCCCACAGAGGACUGUAGUGUUAUGGCUGGCGGCACUCUGACCGGCUGGCAUGCUGAUGUUGCCACAGUGAUGUGGAGGAGAAUGCUUGGCAUUCUGGGAGAUGUCAACUCCAUCAAGGACCCUGAGAUCCAUGCACAGGUCUUUGACUACCUCUGCGAGCUCUGGCAGAACCUGGCCAAGAUCAGAGACAAUCUCGGGAUUUCCCUUGACAACCAGUCGUCUCCACCCCCACCAGAUCUGAUUCCACCUCUGCGGAUUCUGACUCCCUGGCUUUUCAAAGCCACUAUGUUGGGUGAACGCUAUAAGCAGGGCAAACUCCACGCCUAUAAGCUCAUCUGUAAGAUAAUGAAGAGAAGACAGGAUGUUUCACCCAACUCUGACUUCCUUACGCACUUCUACUACAUCAUGCACUGUGGCCUGCUUCAUCAAGACCAGGACAUUGUGAACACCAUCAUUAAGCACUGCUCACCACGAUUCUUCUCUAUUGGUCUUCCGGGAGCCACAAUGCUCAUCCUGAACUUCAUAGUGGCAGCGAGCCGUGUAACCGCCUGCUCGUCCCUCAAUGCUCCACGGGUGGAGGCUCAGAUCUUGUUGGGCUCCCUGGUGUGCCUCCCAAACUUGUACAGUGAACUUCCUGCCCUGCACCCUACAACAGCUGACAUCCUCAUGACGAAAUUCACAGAUGUCAAGGAGCAUAUAAUCAAGCAUAUCCUGACCUCUGCCAGAGAUGAGCCUUCUGCACCAGCGAGGUCUGUGGCUCUCUGUAGUCUGGGUAUUUGGCUCUGUGAAGAGCUGGUUCAUGGCACUCAGCAUCCGCAGAUCAAAGAAGCGCUCAAUGUCAUCUGUGUCACUCUCAAGUUCUCAAAUAAAACUGUUGCCUUGGUGGCCUCUGACAUUCUGCACCUGCUCAUAAAUUAUGUGGACGAACUGCAGAAAUUCCCACCAGACACUCCAAAGAAAAUAGUGGAGGUCCUUAUUGCAACCAUCACUUACCUUCUUCCAGCCACAGAGUCUUCCCCUCAUGAGUUGGAUAAGAGGCUGGUUGUGUCUCUGCUGCUGUGCUUGCUGGACUGGGUGAUGGCUCUACCUCCAAAAACUCUCCUGCAGCCGGUCCAAAGAGCCUCAGACAAUGAGAAAACUGACAAAUCCGUCCUUAGCUGCAUCUAUAAAGUCCUCCAUGGCUGUGUAUAUGGGGCUCAGAGCUUCAGCAACCCCAAUUACUUCCCCAUUCACCUGUCAGACUUGAGCAGCCCAGACUACGACCCCUUCCUGCUACUGGAGAACCUGAAGGAGCCAGAGCCGCUCCAUUCACCUGAAUCUGAACGCUCCUCUAAACUGCAGCCCGUCACUGAAGCGAGGAGCCGUAUUCAGCAAGGCCUGAUUUCAAUUGCGGCACGCACGGUCAUAUCCCACCUGGUCAACCACCUGGGUCACUAUCCGAUGAGUGGUGGUCCGGCCACUCUGACCAGCCAGGUAUGCGAGAACCAGGAUAACCCAUACAGCGAGAGCACAGACCUGACCCCUGAGCUUUUCGACGCACCCAACUUGCAGUUCUUCGUGCUCAAUGGCACCACCCUGCUGUCCUAUCUACAGAUCCGGGCAGAAGACGGCUUGCCCGGUGGCGGGAUGUCAGCUGGCCUCACCACCACCAGUGCCUGCGUUCGGGUGAUCGUGAGGGACAUUUCCGGAAAACACUCCUGGGACUCAGCUAUACUGUAUGGUCCACCUCAAUGCAUCACUCCCAGUCAAACUUCGCACCUCUACUCAUCCUCUAAUCAAGCAGGGGGUGGUAGCGAACGUGGCCGAGAUGAGGACAGUCUAGAAAGAGGCGGUCAAGAAGAACCAGAGGAUGAAGCUUUUCAGGAGAAUGAAGAGGACCUGGAUGAGGAAGAGGUGAAAGAAGACGGGGAGGAGGAAGAACUUGAGGAAGUGGACGAAGAGGAAGAGGCAGGGCUGGAACUGAUGGCCCCACAGGCCAAACGGCAGUGCAGAGAGGUGAUCCCAAGCUGGGACUCCCUGCAGGAUGGGGAGGACGCCCUGGAUGAGAUGCUGCAGUACCUGGGAUACUCCAGCCCAGAGUGCCUGCAACGUACUGGCGCACCGCUCAACAUUCCAGCCCCGCCGCCCACCUGCGUGUCUGAGAAGCAAGAGAACGAUGUCAUCAACGCCAUCCUGAAGCAGUGUGACGAAGAGCGGGAUUUUGCACUCUAUCGUGGGAAUGACCUGAACAUGAGGGCCGUAGUGCAGCAAGAGCCAAGCCCACAGAGACCCCAGUUGGCCUUCUACUACUGCAAACUUCUCCUCAACAUACUGGGCAUGAACUCCUGGGAAAAGAGGAACAGUUUCCACCUGCUGAAGAAGAACGGAAAACUACUGAGAGAACUGAAGAAUCUGGAUUCAAGGCAGUGUCGUGAAACACACAAGAUUGCUGUGUUUUACGUGGCAGAGGGACAGGAAGACAAGCACUCGAUACUGUCCAACACAGCCGGGAGUCAGGCCUAUGAAGACUUUGUCUCAGGCCUGGGGUGGGAGGUGAACUUAACGAGUCAUUGUAGUUUCAUGGGCGGCCUGCAGCGGAACAAGAGCACGGGUUUGACCAUGCCCUACUUCGCCACCUCUACAGUUGAAGUCAUGUUCCACGUCUCCACACGCAUGCCUCCGGACUCAGACGACUCGCUCACUAAAAAGUUAAGGCACCUGGGUAAUGAUGAAGUGCAUAUCGUGUGGUCCGAGCACUCGCGGGACUACCGGAGAGGCAUCAUUCCUACUGAGUUUGGAGACGUGCUCAUCAUCAUCUACCCCAUGAAGAACCACAUGUACAGCAUCCAGAUCAUCAAAAAACCUGAGGUGCCAUUUUUCGGUCCCUUGUUUGAUGGAGCCAUAGUGGAUGGAAAUAUCUUACCCACAGUGGUGCGAGCCACGGCCAUCAACGCCAGCAGAGCUCUGAAAUCCCUCAUCCCUCUCUACCAAAAUUUCUACGAAGAGAGAGCAAGAUAUCUGGAGACGAUAGUCCAGCACCACUUGGAACCGACAACAUUUGAGGACUAUGCGGCUCAUGUUUUCUGCCCUGCACCUUUCCACCAUCUUCCCUCUGAAGCAGGCUCAUGCCUCGAGAGUCAGCUGGCCGAAAGUCCAGCAAUGCAGGUAGACGGGAGCGACUUAGCCUCGCCAAUAUCACCUCGUGCUAGCAAGAGCCGGAUGUCCAUGAAGCUGCGCCGUUCCUCGGGCUCCGCCAACAAGACUUGACCUGAGUGAGCAAACACACACUUCACUGCAGAACUCUGCCCACUGCACUGUCAGAGACAAACCACACCCUCUUGCCUGCAGUAGCCACACCCCCAAUGCUGUCUGGCUCCUCCCAUACAGAGCCAGAGUGAUCAAAGACAACUUGAAAUGUUUUUUUUUUUUUUUUUUUUU